Molecule: messenger RNA, 1312 nt
Organism: Hymenoscyphus albidus
Lineage: Eukaryota; Fungi; Ascomycota; Leotiomycetes; Helotiales; Helotiaceae
Source: the annotation of a GenBank genome assembly
AUGAAGCUACAAGAGCACCUCCAAGCUCUCCGCAAAUUUCUUUGCACUCCAAUCCUUACUUUGAAGCACAUCAUGAAUUCCGACCACGCUACCUCCGAAAAGAACCCCGAGCUCACAGCAGCUCAUGCGGACAUCCGCUCUGAGUACGAGUCCAACCAUUGUAUGUUCGAAAGAGAAAUUAUUCAAGAUGUCGGCAUGCAGCUCAAGAGACUGAACGGGCAGAGUGGCACCGUCAUUUUAACAGACAUCAAAUCAAAGACGAUCGAGCACGAGGCGAAAGUUGGCAUCGUAACCUCGCCCUCGAACAAAUAUCCCUCACACGGCGAAAUUCGGUACGUUUCCCUUCCUUUCCUAUCUUUAAUCAGCGUGCUUACCAGUUCUUAGAACUACCCCUGGCAUCCGUUACCGUCCUAUCCAGAGCCUCCUCACAGACAAAGACAUACCAGCAGGACUCGCAUAUCACUCCCUUGAAGUUUUGCAGUAUCACCACUACUACGACAAAUCCACGAACAAAGCCUUGGAUCCCACAACUCUCGAGCCCCUGAAAGUAAAUUCCACCCAAUCACUCAAAGAAACGCGAAAGCUUUUCAAGUCCUACCAACAAACGUGGAAGACCACCCAAACAUACGCACUUCUCAAAGAAAAGGUCGAAAAAGGAGAACUCCGUGAUAUCAAAAAGAUUGUAUCUUUCGGACUUGGUACGAUGAGGUAAGACAUGGACCAAUUCAAUCCACGCUCACUGUAUCAGCACGCCUUACUCUCCACCUUGCGAAAAGUGCUGGACAAGAAUAAGGAGAAGUACACGUACGAGGUUUUGUGCUAUGCGCAGGAUCCGGCUUAUGAUAAUGUUGAUAAGGUUCUUCUAGAAGAGAAUGAGAUUAAAGUCCUUGAUGACCCGGAGGGAUUUCUGGAGGUUGGGGAUCAUACUAUUGUGGUUUCGUUCUGCGCCGAUGUGUGUGUGAAGCAGAUUAUCUUGGACAUCGCUUGUCCGGCGGCAAUUAUAUCUGAUCGAUUUAUUAAUCACCCUGAUGACUCUCCUACCUUGAUGAAAGUACCUUGUUCCGUCUGCUUCCCGUCGAGAUAUACAGGUUUGUUGCGUCGGCUGACCUUCACUAGCAAAGAACCGGGCUCCUCGCGUACGGCGAAGAUCAUCUCGGAUGAAUACGAUAUCCAUGAAUUCCCGGAUUGCACGGAAAAUUUCACGGAUGGGGUUUUGUAUAUUAGACGGGAGUCGGCGAAGUCGCUUCAGGAGAGACGUAAGCAAGGGCUAUGGUAUUAUAACCCGAUCGAUGGGACAAGAAAUACAAACUGA